AUGGAAAUGGCUGGUUCACUGAUUGCUUUUGCUUGCGGUUCCCGAUGCCCAGCUAUGGAUGGACAGCAACGCAAUGGUCUAUUUACAAAGCAUCUUUUACAGCAUAUUAAAACUCCGAAUGAAGAUAUUCAACUGUUGUUGCGGGCUGUUAGAAAAGCAGUUGUGGAGGAAUCAAAAUAUGGACAAAUACCUUUUGUAAGCGAUGGAUUACUUGAGAAGAACAUAUGUUUGUAUGGCCAAUCGCGAUACAAACUGGAUGGCUUAAUACAAAUACCUAAUGCAGAGCUCAAGCUUGAUGAGGAGAUCGGUAAAGGCGGCUUUGGAACGGUUUACAGAGCUACAUGGGAGCGUACACAUUACACAGUUGCAGUCAAAACACUACACCUUAUUCAUUUGGCCAGUAAUGACAAAAGAGCGUUUGAAAAAGAGCUUAAAAUAUUACACAAUCUUCGUAGUCCACACAUUGUUACUUUGUUCGGUGCAUGUAUGGAAGAUGGAAACUAUGCAAUGGUGAUAGAGUACAUGUCUCUUGGAUCAUUAUAUAAGGUACUGCACGAAGAUAAGGAUACGGAUAAGCUUACAUUAGAAUGGCCUGAACGAUGGUCGAUAGCGUUGCAAGCAGCCAUAGGAGUUAACUACUUGCAUCAGUUAUCGCCAGCUAUCCUGCAUCGUGAUCUAAAAUCAGCGAACUUUCUAUUAGAACGGAUUUAUGAAGGUUAUAGUGUGAAGCUGUGUGACUUUGGUGUCGCUCAAAUACGUAAUGCAACAACACGCCAGACAACAGGGAGUACUGAACGACCGAUUUCACUGUCAUGGACUGCUCCUGAAAUUCUAGAUUUAGAAGACCAUACAGAGAAGAGUGAUAUUUACAGUUUAGGGAUAGUUUACUGGGAGCUGUUCGAAUACAAGAUACCUUAUGAUGGUUGUACAGAUGGUGUCAUUCGUCAAUUUGUGCUUGCUGGUAAGCGCUUGAAAAACUUCGAAAAAACGCCUUCUACUUUUCGCACCAUUAUCGAACGAUGUUGGGCACACAACCCGAGUGAUCGACCCGAUGGCAGUGAACUAAUCCAAAUGAUUAAACAAUGUAUUCCAGUUGAAACUGAUAUUCUUCAACAUAUAUUUUAUGAUGCUGCUUGUUUCGUAUUGAAAACUCGCGAUGAAAAAAAUAUAACUCUUGCUAAAACCAAAGGUAUAUGGAUAACAUCGCAAGCCAAUCAAGAGAAAUUAAAUCGAGCUUUUCAACAACAUCAAAACGUAAUUUUAUUUCUUUCUGUUACUGGACGUAAAGGAUUUCAAGGAAUUGCUCGUUUAUCUUGUGAGUCGCGAGAUGCCAGCGAAGGAAUUGCUUGGAUGUUUCAGACAAGCAAAAAGCAUUCUUCACAUGCUGUUAAGAUCGAUUUGAUACCAUGUGAAACAUUACGAUUUUGUCACAUCGACCAUUUAUUUAAUUCGUUAGAUAAGAAUAAACCGGUUACAUUGAGUAGCGACGGCCAGGAAAUUGACUUGGAUUGUGCCAAAGCUUUAUGUCGUUUAUUUCCAUCGAAUCCGUCUAUUGAUAUUAUGCCAAUAGUAACAAAAGCUAUAAGCCAUAUUGAUUUUGGCUUUUCAGCUAAUACAUCAAAGUUAAAUGAAAAUGGAAUAUUUAUUAGUGGUUUACCGUCUAAUAUGAACAAACAGCUCUUAUUCAAUACUAUACAAGAUAUGUUUUCUACUGUUGGCCAAAUUAAAAUUGAUCCAUUAACAGAGAAAUCGUGCAUCUAUUUAUUUCGAAGAAAAAAUAAUAUGGACGAACUCACUGGUGGAGCAACAGUUACAUUCGAAAGCCUGGAAACUGUGAAAAAAGCAUUCGAAAAAUACAAUGGUAGUAUUUUAUAA
Messenger RNA from Adineta steineri, 1875 nucleotides. Lineage: Eukaryota; Metazoa; Rotifera; Eurotatoria; Adinetida; Adinetidae. The record is from the annotation of a GenBank genome assembly.